AUUAUCUUUUUAUCCAAAUUUCCUUCCUCAAACAUGCACCACAAAUGAAUAGAGAACUCCCACAAAAAUGCAACCAUACCCACCAAUUGUCUAAACAAAACAGUGUUCUAACCUCCAAAUAGCUUCUAAGUUGAAGAGAAAAGGGUCUGAGGAAAAGUUUUCAACCUGCUGAAGAUUUUCUGGUUUUGGUGAGUUCAAUUUGAAGUGAGCAUGGCUUUCUCCUUUUCUUCUUGUGCAAUCACAAAGCCAUUUUUGGGGGUCCAAGAGAGAAGGUUGAAUUGUGAAGUUCUGAAGAAAAAUGAUGUUUCUGCUUUGAUAAAGUGUUCAUCUAAAGAGUCUUCAGAAUUGCCAGAAAAAGGGUCUAAGUUGGGGAUUGGUUCUCCCAUUAUUUUCAUUGAAGCUCCCAAGAUGAUUAAAACUGCAGCCACCAUGCCCUGUCUCAGGGUUAACACUGGCCAAGUUAAAGCUGGUGAUGUUGGAAGGAUUAUCUCAAGAAAACCCAAAGAUGUUUGGGCUGUGAGGCUCAGAAUUGGAACUUAUCUCAUAGAUGGGAAAUAUUUCAAGCCCUUGGAUCUGGCUGAGUCAAACUGAACAGUGACCGAGAAAAUAGAAAUUGGAGACAAUAUUUUGUAUAUCUUGUGCUGCAUUGUGUAAAUUAGUUAGUACAUUAUAUGAAAUUAAUGUUUUUUGUCUUUAAAAUAAAUAUAGAAAAUAUCCCAACCUCCUGAUUUGUAAUCAUUAUAUUAUAUAUUAUUAUAAUAGUAGAGUUUAUAUUUAA
This is a messenger RNA of Vigna angularis (adzuki bean), 778 nucleotides long. Its product is annotated as protein CHLORORESPIRATORY REDUCTION 42, chloroplastic. The record is from RefSeq and is a predicted model, not a curated record. Bases 211 to 591 code for a protein of 126 amino acids. The transcript is spliced from 3 exons. Gene Ontology annotation, biological process: NADH dehydrogenase complex (plastoquinone) assembly. NCBI's taxonomy places the organism in Eukaryota, Viridiplantae, Streptophyta, Magnoliopsida, Fabales, Fabaceae.